CUGACUGCAGUUACCUGGCAACACUGUUGCGUCUUGGUUACCGUGUGCAUCGCUUGGACCGGCCCCGGUGUGCUCCGUGCGUUAACGCCCCUGAUGGCCGCCUCUCUGAUAGACCCCAGCCGGGCUCCGGUGGCCUUCGGCCGGCGAGCUGUGCCGCAGCUGUUCGAGGAGCUGCAGCAGCGGCCGGAGGCGGCGCGCAGACACCGGGCUCUGAACUCACUGUGCGACCUGAUGCACGACCCGGAGCGGGUCUACCAGACCGUGACCGGGGGUUUUCUGGAGCAGGUCAAAGUUUUGUUUCAGGAUGAAGACGCAGACGUGAGGACGAAGACAUGUGACCUGCUUCAUGUGCUGACCUCACACAGCGUGGGCAGACAGGCCCUCCUGUCCUCCUCCCUCCUGCCUCCUCUGUCUCAGCUGCUGGACGACCCGUCGUCCUCCUGCAGGAGGAGCGUCCACCGAGUGCUGAAGCGCCUCACUCUGCUGCCUGCAGGAGCAGACGCUCUCCUCACUCUGGUCCCUAAACUGAUGCUGAAGCUCCGACAGGAGAAGGAGGAGGAGGAGGUGCAGGCGCUGAUCCUCUCCACCCUCAGCUCCUGCUCCUAUCAGGACCCUCGGCCGGCUCUGGCCAACGACGGCGUCUCUUUGCUGGGCCACAUCCUCUCCCAUCGCUCCACCAACAUCCGCAGGGAGGCGGCCGACGCCCUGAUGGCCCUCAGUGUUUGCAGGGACGGGAAGGAGCAGGUGUGUGAGCAGAACUUACUUCCUGUCCUGGUGGGUCUGCUGCAGGAUGAAGACCUGGAGGUUCAGGUGAACGCCGUGGGAGUCAUCAUGUUCACUGUGACCAUCACCACAGGGAAGCAGCAGUGUCUGGAUCUGGACGUCCUCCCCGUCCUCCUCGACUUCGUGCCCAAGAAGAAGGAGGAGGAAGAGGAGCAGGAUGAGGAGAGGAGGAGGAGGAGGAAGGCCCUGGUCCUGUACUCCCUGCGCGCUCUGACCGCCCUGGCUGAAGCUCCGGGCGGCCGGCACCUCCUGCUGGAGCAGCUCCCCGUGCUGGAGGCGAGGACGGAGUCUGAGGAGGACCAGGACAUCAGGAGGAGCGCUCAGAGCGCCAUCCACGUCAUCACCUGGACUCCAUGACAGAUACAAGAAAAUAAAAGAGUUCACAUUUAUUUCAGGGAUCUUUAUUGUUUCUGACUUUCAUGAUCCCCAGAGGAUGAACCCCCAUGAAGUCAUGUUUAAUAAAUAAGCUGCCAGCACUUCA
Messenger RNA from Larimichthys crocea (large yellow croaker), 1264 nucleotides. Its product is annotated as radial spoke head 14 homolog. The transcript has 6 exons. NCBI's taxonomy places the organism in Eukaryota, Metazoa, Chordata, Actinopteri, Sciaenidae. Bases 94 to 1140 code for a protein of 348 amino acids. Gene Ontology annotation, molecular function: protein binding. The record is from RefSeq and is a predicted model, not a curated record.